CGGGCAGCUAUCGGGGUCCUGUCAUUCCGACAUCGCGUCGUGACGUCAUCAGCGGGCGUCGGUCUAGGCGCAGACACAUGUGCUGUGUUCAUGUGAUGAUCACCAGAAGUUAUUGAUCUAAUUGAAUUGGUUAUCGUCGAUUCUCCAACACAUUGUUAUCUUUGUUUUGUUGUUGUAGUCAUGGAGUACAUGCAAGCCCCGCCAACAAGCAGCCAAGGCAAUAUCCUUUGCUGUAUGUGUGGCGUUGCCAUUCCUCCAAACCCAGCCAACAUGUGCGUCUCCUGCUUGAGGAAUAAAGUGGACAUCUCGGAAGGCAUUCCCAAACAAGCCACCAUCCAUUUCUGCAGGCAGUGUGAACGGUACCUGCAGCCUCCGGGCUCAUGGGUCCAGUGCGCUCUGGAGUCCAGGGAGCUUCUGGCUCUGUGUCUUAAGAAACUCAAGGCCUCCAUGGCAAAGGUGAGACUUAUCGAUGCUGGCUUCUUAUGGACGGAGCCCCACUCUAAAAGAAUCAAGAUGAAGCUGACCAUCCAGAAAGAGGUCAUGAAUGGAGCCAUUCUGCAGCAGGUGUUCGUGGUGGAGUUUGUCAUUCAGCCUCAGAUGUGUGAGGAUUGCCAUCGAGUGGAGGCCAAAGACUUCUGGAAAGCAGUCGUGCAAGUCAGACAGAAGACUGUCCACAAAAAGACAUUUUACUACUUGGAGCAGCUGAUUUUGAAGCACAAGCUGCAUCAGAACACAGUGCGCAUCAAAGAGAUUCACGAGGGCAUUGAUUUUUACUACGCCUCUAAGCAGCACGCUCAGAAGAUGGUGGACUUCUUGCAGUGCACAGUUCCCUGCAGGUCGAAGACAUCUCAGCGGUUGAUCUCUCAUGAUAUUCACUCCAAUACCUACAACUACAAAAGCACCUUCUCAAUGGAGAUCGUUCCUGUGUGUAAGGAUAACGUGGUGUGUCUGUCUCCACGUCUCGCCCAGAGUCUGGGAAACAUGGGUCAGGUGUGUGUCUGUAUCCGGGUCACCAGCUCUAUACACCUGAUUGACCCCAACACCCUGCAGAUUGCUGAGGUGGAUGGGAACACAUACUGGCGUCACCCGUUUAGCGGUCUGUGUGGCCCGCGUCAGCUGGAGGAGUUCAUCGUCAUGGACCUCGACAUUAUCAGAGAUCAGAGGUUAGGAGCCGGCGCCGGUCUCAAAUCCAAUAAGCACACGUUGGCUGAGGUUUGGGUUCAGAAGACGUCGGAGAUGGACUCCGGUCAUCAGUAUCACUGCAGAACGUUCCUGGGUCACCUGCUGAACAUCGGAGAUCUGGUGCUGGGUUUUGAUUUUGCCAAUGCCAAUAUCAAUGAUGAGUUCCUCAAUAAGAUGAACCCUCACCAUGUUCCUGAUGUGGUGCUGAUAAAGAAGAGCUAUGACCGCAUGAAGCGGGUGAAGAGCCGAGUGUGGAAGCUGCGGGAGCUGGACCGAGAGAGAGACGCCACAGACACGGAUGAUGAGAGACAAUACAACGAGUUCCUGGAGGACCUGGAGGAAGAUGAGAUGCUGAGGAAGAACGUCAACAUCUUCAGAGAUGCUUCAAAGAUCCCGGUGGAAAGUGACACGGAUGACGACGGCGCUCCCAGGAUCUCUCUGGCGGAGAUGCUGGAGGAUCUGAGCCUGAGUGACGCCACCGGUGGAGAAGGAGCUGAUAUGAUGACUGAUGAAUGAACAACACCUCCGAUCAGAGCACGAGGCAGACGUUUAUAAAGGAGAAAACUAGCCAGACACACGUCAUUCAUUCUCAUGCUCACUGCUCUCUCUUUCAGAGAAUUGCAUUUCCUGGUGCAGUGAUGCAGUACUAUAAUAAAUAAAAUAUUUAAAAGUUUGAAAAAUAAGAGGGACGGUUGACCCAAAAAUGAAAAUGCUGUCAUUUACUUAUCCUCAUAUGAUUAAAAACCUAAUGACUUCUUUAUUCUGCCGAACAGAAAAUAAGAUUGUUUAAUGAACAUCCAUUUGGGUGAAUUCAGUACAGUGGCAGUGAGUGACUUGGGUUGAAUUUUGUAAUUUUAGUGCAGACUUAUGGAUCAUGCCUUCAUUUGGAAGCGUAGUCUAUUGGUCACCUUCUGGAACAAGAAGAGCAUGGAUCUCAUCAUAUACAGACUCGCUAGUCUGCUUCAGAAGCUGACGCAUUGGUUUCAUACAGGAUUGGGUCAAAUCUGGACAUAGUUUGGUCUCUGGUCUGCAGUUCUUCUGAAGGCAUUCACUGGUCCAACAACAGUCCCAAUGGUGUGGUUUUAAAGGUUUCUCUGCCUUUUCUGUGUGCAACAGUGUACAACACUUCUAUAAAAAUUGAAAAGAUCAA
This is a messenger RNA of Onychostoma macrolepis, 2332 nucleotides long. RefSeq names its product NMD3 ribosome export adaptor (gene nmd3). The record is from RefSeq and is a predicted model, not a curated record. The transcript has 16 exons. Bases 181 to 1698 code for a protein of 505 amino acids. Lineage: Eukaryota; Metazoa; Chordata; Actinopteri; Cypriniformes; Cyprinidae. Gene Ontology annotation, cellular component: nucleus; cytoplasm. Gene Ontology annotation, molecular function: ribosomal large subunit binding. Gene Ontology annotation, biological process: ribosomal large subunit export from nucleus.